CGUCCACUCUCAGGAUGGUCGUGUGAGUGUUGCUUCAGACCCCUCGAAGAUGCAUGUGACUCACCAUCCUAGCCCUGAUGGGGACAUCACUCUGAGGUGCUGGGUGCUGGGCUUUUACCCUGAAGAGAUCACCCUGAACUGGAAACGAGAUGGAGAGGACCAGACCCAGGACAUAGAGCUUGUGGAGACCAGGCCUGCAGGGGAUGGAAACUUCCAGAAAUGGGCAGCUGUGGAGGUGCCUGCUGGAGAGGAGCAGAGAUACACAUGCCAUGUGCAUCAUGAGGGGAUGCCUGAGCCCCUCACCCUGAGAUGGGAGCCACCCUCUCAGGCCACCAUCCCUAUCAUGGGAAUUGUUGCUGAUGUGGUCCUCCUUGGAGCUGUUGCCACUGGAGCUGUGGUCGCUUUUGUCUUGUGAAAGAAGAAAAACACAGGUAGGGAAAGUGUAGGGAGCUGCUCUGGAAAUACACGCCCUUAAGUCCUGAGCAAGAGAAUCUGAAGAAUUAUUGCACUCCGCAAUAACUUGGACUUUACUUCCGCUGGGAUAAUGAGAAAUUGCUCCAGGAGUAGGCGUUACAGGGUGGGGUUGAGUUACACUCACCUGUUCCUUUGUAAUCCUACCCUUGCCCUUUUUCAGAUAGAAUGUUCUAAGACAC
Messenger RNA from Ictidomys tridecemlineatus (thirteen-lined ground squirrel), 653 nucleotides. Its product is annotated as patr class I histocompatibility antigen, A-126 alpha chain-like. Gene Ontology annotation, molecular function: signaling receptor binding; peptide antigen binding. Gene Ontology annotation, biological process: antigen processing and presentation of endogenous peptide antigen via MHC class I via ER pathway, TAP-independent; antigen processing and presentation of endogenous peptide antigen via MHC class Ib; immune response. The record is from RefSeq and is a predicted model, not a curated record. Lineage: Eukaryota; Metazoa; Chordata; Mammalia; Rodentia; Sciuridae. Gene Ontology annotation, cellular component: external side of plasma membrane.